AUGGUAAACAUAAACAUUUCAGUGGGUUUGCUUACUUUAGCAUCCAUUUUGCAGCCAGCAUUGGCAGGAUUUGACUGUUCCGCAAGUGAAGUCUCCGAUUACAAUCUUGAGUUGCUCAAAGGUGUUCACAAAUACACAGAAGAAGUGGAUACUCCACCAACUAAGAAGAGAACAACAUGGUACGUGGCAAUGUGCUCUCCCAUGGAGGACAAAGCAUGUCCGAAGGAUUCUGACAUUUGUGGGUUGACAGAAGUCUUAAUCAACGAUAAGUACGUAUUGACGGAGGUUAAGAGCUUUGACAACUCAUUGUCCAAGACAUAUAAGCAAACCAAUAGUGGGUUGGAAGUGGUGAUGGAAAACUUAUCCUGGGGGCCAGAUCUUUACCUGGCGUCCUUGAAGUUUGUAUGUAGUGAGGACGAUAAGGACGUUGAAGUUGAGCUAAUUGGCACCGAGUUCAGCGCAGUGUUCAAUGGCCCAGCUGGCUGUGCAAAGAAAGAUGGCGGAAACAAAGAUAAGCCAAAGACUCCUCCACCAAAGAAUGACGAUAAGGGUGAGUCAUGGGGCUGGUUUACGUGGAUAUUCAUCUUUUUGGUAUUGUUUUUGAGUAUCUACAUUAUUGGUGGAGCUUGGUUCCAGUACCACAAGUCGAACUCGAUUGACUUCCAGAGUGCACUCCGUGAAGUUUUGGAGAACUUCGUGGACUUGUUGAGAGGCUUACCUAACUUUAUAAAGGAAAUCAUGGAAAAGGUCACAGGUAACAACACGAGAGGGGAGUACAGUGCAGUGUAA
Molecule: messenger RNA, 789 nt
Organism: Dujonia railenensis
Lineage: Eukaryota; Fungi; Ascomycota; Pichiomycetes; Serinales; Debaryomycetaceae
Source: the annotation of a GenBank genome assembly